AAGGAAAUCUUAAGCUGGCUUGGCAGCAGGGAGCCGGGAGAGGCAGCUCCCACCCUCAGCGCUCACCCCCGCCUACACCUUGGGCGGGCCGAAGUGUCACGUUAGCAAUUGCUCAGGAAGGAUCCUGCCGAGCUGCAGUUUCUGCUGCCUGUCUGGGGAGCGAUGCCUAAGCGGCAUGCUGCUUGCUAGUCAGCACCCCGCCAGAAUCCGACUGCGUUAGUUAGCCCUCCGGGUCACCUGAGGCAAUCGCCAGGCCGCCCGCUUCCGGUACAGACCAGCCAGCUGUCUCCAGAAAUCUCAUCAGAACAGAACCAUGGGGCAUCCUCCGCUGGAGUUCAGUGACUGCUACCUGGACAGCCCCGAUUUCCGCGAGAGGCUCAAGUGUUAUGAGCAGGAACUGGAGAGGACCAAUAAAUUCAUCAAAGACGUAAUCAAAGACGGCAACGCGCUUAUCAGCUCAAUGAGAAAUUAUUCCUCUGCUGUUCAGAAAUUUUCCCAGACGCUGCAGUCCUUUCAGUUUGAUUUCAUUGGAGACACUCUGACUGAUGACGAGAUUAACAUUGCUGAAUCCUUCAAGGAAUUUGCCGAAUUGCUCAACGAGGUAGAAAACGAGAGGAUGAUGAUGGUACACAAUGCUAGUGAUUUGCUGAUCAAACCCCUGGAAAAUUUCCGGAAGGAACAAAUAGGCUUCACAAAGGAGCGGAAAAAGAAAUUUGAAAAAGAUGGUGAGAGAUUUUAUUCCUUGCUGGAUCGGCACUUACAUCUGUCUUCUAAAAAGAAAGAAUCUCAAUUGCAAGAGGCAGACCUCCAGGUGGACAAGGAGAGGCACAAUUUCUUCGAGUCUUCCCUUGAUUAUGUUUAUCAAAUCCAGGAAGUCCAGGAGUCUAAGAAGUUCAAUAUUGUAGAGCCAGUCUUGGCCUUUCUUCAUAGUCUCUUCAUUUCCAACAGCCUGACGGUGGAGCUUACACAGGAUUUCCUCCCAUAUAAACAGCAGCUCCAGCUCAGUUUACAGAAUACAAGAAAUCAUUUCUCCAGUACCCGGGAAGAGAUGGAAGAACUUAAGAAAAGGAUGAAAGAAGCUCCGCAGACAUGCAAACUUCCAGGACAGCCAACCAUUGAAGGCUAUCUCUAUACGCAAGAGAAAUGGGCUUUGGGAAUAUCCUGGGUGAAAUACUACUGCCAGUAUGAGAAAGAGACCAAAACCCUCACCAUGACACCUAUGGAGCAGAAGCCAGGUGCUAAGCAGGGGCCCUUGGACUUAACCCUGAAGUACUGCGUGAGAAGGAAGACGGAGUCUAUCGAUAAGAGAUUCUGUUUUGAUAUAGAAACUAAUGAAAGGCCAGGAACCAUCACUCUGCAGGCCCUUUCAGAAGCUAACAGAAGACUAUGGAUGGAGGCCAUGGAUGGGAAAGAACCUAUCUACCACAGCCCCAUAACGAAGCAGGAAGAAAUGGAGCUGAAUGAAGUUGGGUUUAAGUUUGUCAGGAAGUGCAUCAAUGUCAUUGAGACCAAAGGAAUCAAGACAGAGGGAUUGUACCGUACCGUGGGCAGCAAUAUUCAGGUUCAGAAGCUGCUGAAUGCCUUUUUUGAUCCUAAAUGCCCAGGAGAUGUUGAUUUUCAUAAUAGUGACUGGGACAUUAAGACAAUCACCAGCUCCUUAAAAUUCUACCUCAGGAAUCUUUCUGAACCUGUCAUGACCUAUAGACUUCACAAAGAGUUGGUCUCUGCUGCCAAGUCUGACAACCUGGAUUACCGGCUGGGAGCUAUUCACUCCCUGGUAUAUAAGCUCCCAGAAAAGAACCGAGAGAUGCUGGAACUUCUUAUAAGACACUUGGUCAAUGUGUGUGAGCACAGCAAAGAGAAUCUUAUGACCCCCUCUAACAUGGGGGUGAUCUUUGGACCCACUCUGAUGAGAGCUCAGGAGGACACUGUGGCUGCCAUGAUGAACAUCAAAUUCCAGAACAUUGUGGUGGAAAUCCUAAUUGAACAUUUUGUUAAGAUAUAUUCAGGUCCACCUGAGGAAAGUACUGCACCCCCAGUGCCUCCUCCUCGAGUGACAGCAAGAAGGCACAAACCUAUCACAAUUUCGAAGCGCUUGCUGCGGGAAAGGACAGUUUUCUAUGCUUCUUCCCUGGAUGAAAGUGAAGAUGAAGUCCAACAUAGAACACCCAAUGGUACUAUCAUCAGCAGUAUAGAACCCCCUAAGCCACCACAAUACCCCAAAAUGCCUAUUCAGAAAAGUGGAGAAGCCGAUCCUGGGAGGAAAUCCCCAAGCAGGCUUGUUUCAGAUGGCAAGGUGGAGUCCUGCCUCGAGGUGGAUGUGGGGAAGUUGGUGUCUAGGCUGCAGGAUGGAGGGACCAAAGCCAUACCAAAGGCCACCAAUGGACCUAUGCCAAGCCCUGGGCCCACCAAGGCCCCCUCUUUCCAUGUAAAGAGACCAGCUCCUCGGCCCCUGGCUCACCACAAGGAGGGAGACCCUGACAGUUUCAGCAAAUUGCGUCCUCCAGGAGAAAAGCCAACCAUCAUCCGCCCCCCUGUGAGGCCUCCCGACCCUCCCUACCGGGCAGCUACUCCCCAGAAACCAGAACCAAAGCCAGAUACUGUAGCCGGCAAUGCAGGGGAAAUCCCAUCUUCCGUGGUGGCUUGCAGGACCAGGUUCUUUGAAACAGCGUCCCGGAAAACAGGAAGUUCUCAAGGCAGACUUCCUGGAGAUGAGAGUUGAGGCCUCAGGUUUUAAAAGCCUUGGCCUCAGGGGACACUUUCCAGGUUCUAGAAGGGUCUUCUUCAAACCCUUGUGUGCUGAGUCCUUUUGUGAUGAAGAGCAGAUCUUUCCUGUCCCUGCACCUUCAGGCUCUGGGAUGCUAUAAAAUAAGGGACACAUGUCCUAGACACAAGUUUAUUUCUCCUUUGUAUUCUGUCUUCAUUCCCUCAGAAGGUCUACCUUGAGCUCCUGUAAGACUGUGAGUGGCUGAACUCCCUCCCUCAAGCCAGACUGCAGAAACCAAGCUAUCCCCUGACCUGAGUCGAAGAGAAGAGCUCACUUUUCAACUCUUCUCUGAACUUCCUGCUUCCUCAAAAGGCCAUCCCACUCUGAAAGAUUUGGGGCUGAAGACUGAUCUCAGAGGUCUUACCCUGAACUAGAAGUUACUUGAGUUGGGAGCCAUUGCUUACCUUGGAAGUAGAGGAGUGGGAGUGUUUGCUGAACAUUGGAGAAUCUUAACAUGUCUCUUACUGAGGAUAUAGACCCUGGUGCCAGGUUGGAGCUCUGGCCCUACGUGCCAAGAAUGUGUCUGCUCCCAUGGGGUCAGACAGAAUGAGUGAUGCCCCCACAGCCCCUCAUAUAGACUCAGGAAGUUGACCUUCCUGCUCAGCCUAUAGCCACUUAGGACAAAUCUGUAAAGCAUGUUUUGCAUGUCAAAGCUUAGGUCUGUUUGAAUUAUUCCUCCUGUUUUCUCCUGACAGCCUCCUUUCCAAGCAAUCAAGAAAGGAACAAAAGCUGAAAACAGUUCUUUUUAAAAAGGCAGCCUGUGUUUCUCCUGUGGGAGUUCCAGUUUUGGGUCAAAUGCUGGGGAAAAAAUUGUUAAGAUGGAUUGAGGCCUGGCAGCUGCCACUGUUGCUUCAUGUUUGCCUUCUGCAGAUAAGCUCUUUUACCUCCUGAAAGAAACAAUCUUAACCCACUAUCUAUGGAUUCAAGAACUUCAUAAAGUCUCUGAAAUGAUAUGCAGACUUCCAUGACAAUGUGCCUUUUCUGGAGAGAUGAUCCAUAGCAUUCUACUGAAUUUCAAAUUGGGCCUAUGACACAAUAAAGGUUAAUAAUCUCAGCCCUUGAGAUAAAAAACCUUUUCUAUAACCCAUAAAAUAUUUGAUUGGAAAGGCUUUUCAAAAUUACUUAGUCUAACCACCUAGUUUACCAUUGGUGAAAGUGAGGCAGAGCAAGGUAGCAGCCAUGCUUAAACAAGAUCCCACAUCCUUGGGCUCCUACACAAGGUUCUUUCCAUUACACAAUGAUUAUCUAUCAAGGGGCCAUAUGAUUGGUGGCUUUAGUGGUCAUCAUUUUGAAGGUUUAGCUUUUACCCUCUUUCUUGAGCCCUUUGCCACCAAAUGGGACUUCCAGACGUAAGUUCCUGGUUUCCUCAUUUGCUAUUUCAAUCAUUGGAAAGGAACUAAAACACCAUAGGUCUACACCCAUUGAGUCAGAAAUCUGAGGAGUAGACAUUUCUGAUUCCUGUUUGUUGAAAAGAAGCUGCUGGAGAAAGUGUCGUUGCUCAUGUUUCUAUGCAGAUGCUUUGGCUUUAGGGGAGACUUAGAUAGUCUGUCUUUAGGGUCUGUGUAAUGACAGUGUGGUCCAGUGUGAGAGAAAGGGCUUUCCUACUUGGAGUCUUCUAGCAAGGCCCCACUAGUGAACUGACUAUGGUACUGAUAAAGAAGCAUAGACAUGGGGAGAGGGGUUGGGAGGAGAGGGAGAUGGACGAAGGAGAAGAGAGACAGAAAGCACACAUGCCCAAACCAACUCUAAGAGACCUUUGGAACGGUGUUACUGAAAGGCAAUAGUUAAUUUCAGGACUGAAGUCUAAACAUACUGAGGGCCUUUGUGAAAAUAAUUGAGUAGAAACUUGAUGCCAUUUUUAAUGAAGACAUGCCCGUGUGGCCAUACUGAACUCUCAACUCUACCCAGUCUCAAAGGCCAAUUUGCUAAGAAACCAGUAGCAAGAGGUCCAGGUGGCCACCAUUCUACCUGCUGCUCACCCCCAAGGGGAGUCUCUGUGAGACCUGCUGGCCUCCUUCAGGAAGUACUCAUUGAGCCCUAAUCUCAGAAAUGUGGCCUCUCUGCUCUGUCCCAUUAGAUGACUGACUCAAGCAAGCAAGUGUGCAGAUUUUGGCCAUAGAAACAGUAGACAAUGUGGCCUCAGUACCUUUGAAGAUAUUGGAGACAUGGUUUCAUUCUGGUUUUCUUGAAGCAAAAUACCAUAAUCACCACUACAGAUAUUGAGAGAUUAUUGAAAACCAGAGAAAGCCACUGCAAUCCCAGUGUAAUACGUGUCCCAGAAAUGUGACUGUGAGAUUGCUGUGUGUUUCUUGGGAUGCAGAUCAAGAGCCUGGCUUAAAGAGUUGGGACCACCAGUCUGACUGGAAGCCAGGGAACAGUGGCUGGCUAGCUCAGCUCCUGCCCUAGGCUAUUCCCAAAGAAUUCCAAAGAAUGAACCUCAUACCUCCCACUUUGUUUUCUGAUUUAAAGAGCAAAAACUUCCAUGGUGAAGCACACUGUCAUGGAAUAGAACGAAACUGACUUGGCCUAGGCUUGAUGAAUGGAUAGUCAUUCAGAAAAGGCAAUGGGAAGGGGGUGAUAAUUGAAGCAUGUCAACUCUAGAAAAUUAUCUGCAUACCUCGGCCAGCAAGUUAAAGAAACUGGCAAUUGAUGAACUAUAAAUCUUGAACUGAGAGUGAUAACAUUUAUUAAACACAUACUAAGUGCUAGUGGUUCAUAUACAUUAUCUCAGUUAGUCCCUACAACAAUCAUGCAGUAGAUACUACCUUCCUCAUAUUACAUGUAAAGGAUUUAUGGCCCAGCUGGUUAAAGUAACUGGCUCAAGGUCAUACAGAAAGUAAAUAAUAAGACUGAUUCUAAUACAGGCCUCUCUGACUCUGAAUCCCAUGCUGUUUUCCUGUUGCCACACAAAGGCCUUAUUACUGGAGCCGGCAUGACUUUUCAACUCUUGCCUGCUUAACAAGUAUUAAAAAUCAAGCAUUUGACGGGAAGGAAAGGAUGCAGGUCCAGUUUACAGAGGAACAAAAAGUGGGCUGGGAGAGAUUUCUGAGUUGCGUUUUCUCCUCAUCUUCUGUGUGCCCAUUUGGUAAUGUUUUUAAAAUGAUCAUCUAAUUUUACGUGUGAAGUGAAGGAUUUAUUUUUUAGUUGGUAAUUGUCAAGUCCUCGAUUUAGCUGUUUUUCAAAGAGGAAAAGGUCCUUGUAUGUGUUUGUUACUUCAUCAAGGUUCUAGCAUGUGCAGUUUCAGCCCAAGAGACUGGGACAUCUACACAUGCAGUUUGGAGAAGUAGAAGUGGUCUUGGUACCUCUGCACUACUUAAUGUCUGGUAGUCAAAACCUAUGUUUUUUUCUGUGGUGACAGCAAAAGUUAAGAGAUGAUUUAGAAUAAGAAAUAUUAUUGAAGUUUUUGUUUAAAAAAAAAGAUGAAGGGUAUUGUCUAGCCACUGAGGGGCAAAGCAUAGCAUCCAAAUUCAGUGAUAAAAUAGUGUCAUGUAGAGUGUUUCUAAAAUAACUUGCUAUCAUGGGAAAGAAUCUUUCUUUUUUCAAGAAGUUCCUUAAUUCUGUAAUAACUAGAACAAAUAAAGUAGUAGAAGUAUUUCUGUGACUAGAAAAAAUUGCUUUUGAGAGAAUGUAUAUCAAUGAUACUAUUUUUAAUGUGGAUGCAGAUAAAUGGCCUUGACACAUUACAAACCCAGAAAAAGUUUUGGAAGUAUUUUAAAAUUGCAGAGAAAAGCAAGAUACCUUGAAGAAAUGUUUUUGAUGGGAAAAAAAAGCCUUCAUUUUCAUAAGGAAAAGAUUCACUUGAUACUAAGGACAUUAGUAGAUACUAGAAAGACUGCUUAUGUGAAAUACAUAUGUAACACCAGAAGAAAAGGAAUUAGAUCCUGGGGCCCAUUCAUGUGACUUUCAAUAAAAUAUGCAGACUGCCUAGUA
Messenger RNA from Vicugna pacos (alpaca), 6697 nucleotides. RefSeq names its product oligophrenin 1 (gene OPHN1). The record is from RefSeq and is a predicted model, not a curated record. Gene Ontology annotation, cellular component: cytoplasm; terminal bouton; dendritic spine. Gene Ontology annotation, biological process: synaptic vesicle endocytosis; signal transduction; regulation of synaptic transmission, glutamatergic. Gene Ontology annotation, molecular function: GTPase activator activity; protein binding. NCBI's taxonomy places the organism in Eukaryota, Metazoa, Chordata, Mammalia, Artiodactyla, Camelidae.